Messenger RNA from Stylophora pistillata, 2763 nucleotides. RefSeq lists its product as uncharacterized. NCBI's taxonomy places the organism in Eukaryota, Metazoa, Cnidaria, Anthozoa, Scleractinia, Pocilloporidae. The record is from RefSeq and is a predicted model, not a curated record.
AUGCGAGAUUUGACUGGCUCUAAGCGAGGGCCUGCCGCUGUGUUGGCAAACCCUAAGGUUCAGGAAGCCGCGGUUGAAAAAGGAAUCGAGGUGGCGGGGAAACUUGUGGACAAGCAGCUGCAGAUAAUCGAUGACGCCCAGCAAAAGGCUGCAGAUUUUCUGAAAAAAGAGGUUAGCAAGGAUGACUGUUCAUUUAAGAAGAACCCCAAAUAUGAAAUAUUCAUGGAUGAAGUAAAGCCACAUGAUCUUAGCAUGUCAUUUCUACGAGAAUUUAUGAAUUUACCAACUUCUUACUUCUCAGCAGGGGGACCUCUGAAAUACCAGAACUUUAUUCAGCGCUGGGGAACGCAUUUCAUCAAAUCUGCAAAGUUUGGGGGCCAAUUGGAGAUACGCAAAACGAUGGAUGCUGAGGACGUCCAAAGCAAAAAGGAAUUUGAAAUUCAAAUGGAAAUGGAGUUUAAGACUUUGUUUGCAAGCGUUGGAGCCAGGUCUUCUUAUAAGACGAGUGAGAGCAGCAGGAGACAGACAAAGACUACAUCAACAUCAGUGGUCGCCCACGGUGGCAGCCAGCAUAUUGCAUCUAUUCUGUCGGAUGUGUACUCGCCAACCUUUAAAACAGAAUUCAAAGAGUGGCUGAGGACGAUUCCUGACUAUCCAAAGGCUUUCCGUUUCCAAAUGGGAUCCAUCACCGACCUUCUCAAUUUCAGGGCUGAUGACCUGUUUCAAGAUGAAACGGUAAAUUGGGGUUGCGAAGGAAAUGCUGCUCACAUAAAAACACAAGAGAAAGGAGGCAAGACCGUGAAAUACUAUGAGGUGCAGGUAAAUAAUGGAACGAGGCGGUAUUACUGUGAGUUUGACAGCCGCCGAGCACUGGAAGAUGCUGUACAAAGACGAAGGUUAAGCUUGAAAAGGGCCAUCGAGAUUUACAUGGAAGAGGGUGCAAUGUCUAUCUCCGAUAUCGACUUGAAUGCCUGCAAAGUACAAGGAGAGCAGCCAUCUAAAGAUGAUUUACAGAGUCCCUUCUCAGCCAGUGGUGAAAUUCCAACUUGGGCGAAUAUCAUUAAAGAUGGCACAGCUUGGAAGGUAUCGUUUGACAUGGUAGACGAUCUUCCCAAUGCACACCUUUCAUCUUUCAAUAUUGGCCAUAAUAUGACCCGACUUGUUAGAUUUUAUAAAAAGAAAUGGUAUACAAGUAACGAAAAUGGUUCUUUUCAUUUGUUCGGUGCAUAUAGUAACAGUAAUUCCAACAACGUUUCUUUGAGAAAAAUGUCUAUUUUUGGACUUGUUCUCACGUUUGAUGAAGCCGAUGGUAGUCUUGUUCUGUACCCAAGCGACUUUAGGGCAUCAAAGACGUUCUUUCCCACUCUAACGGAAGACAUGAUCGGAGUUCAGUUAGCUCGCGUGUAUAUGUCAUCUACAAGAUCUGGCAAACGAUCUACAUCAGGUCAGCCUCCAAAAUCAGUCCUACCCUGCCAGGUGAAAUGGUCAAAUGCGCUUCGAUUUGAUCCCACAGACACUAAGGGAAAAUGCUUGCAUUUUACUGCAUCAACAGCAGGGACAUUAUUUGUUGUGUUUGCAGCUUUGCCCAAGGCGCUAGAUUCACGUUAUCUAGUGCAAAUAUCCCCAGAAAAGAUUUCUACUUAUAAGGGUACUUCUCUUAUGACAUCAACAUCAAACUUAAACGCCAGGGCACUUGGAGAUGCUUCCCUUUAUCAUUCAUACUUUGUUUGCAUCACGGAAUCGGAAAAGAGCACCCUUAUUGAAUAUGGAAAGAGUCUGGGUACUUCUGAAAGUGGAGAUGUCUAUCUGAACCUGAUCGACAGCAGCGGUCAUCUCAAUGUACGCUUCUACGCGUUUGGCAAUGAUCAAAAUCCCGCCAAGGUGAUGGAUGCCCACAUCGUGUCUCGCAUUUUGACUAAAGCGGAAUGUAAAGGAGACACAGUCAAAGAUUUGGAGACAAACCUUUGCGUUCAAAAAUGUCAUAAGAAUUGCGAUCCCUUGGCUGGUUGCAAGUUCCCUGGUAGCGUGCAAUUCCCUGAAGGAUGUAACGCUUGUAGAGCUGCUCUUGACGUGGAGCAGAAUGAAUGCGUACUUGCAUGUCCAAAACACAAAACCCUGACGAAAGACAAGAAAUGUGUCCCAACGUUUGAUGCCAAAGACAAAGUUGAAUUCGAGAACAUGCCAGUCCUAACAGAACUCACCAUGUGCCACUGGAUUAAGCUAGACGAAAACUGGAACGGCCAAUUAAGUUAUUUCCACUUCAUGUAUUCAAGAAAGAGCCAAAUUACUUCAUUUCUGGGACAGAAAGAUGGAGUAAUUGUCUUGACCAUGCAAAUCCUGCCGGAUACCAGUAAACAACAGGACAGUCAAAGAUUAACGCUGCAACAGUUAGGAGACUUGCGAUGGCAUCAGUUUUGUGUGACUUGGUCUAGUUUUACAGGAGUAGUUCAGUAUUAUUUAGACAGAAAGAAUACUUUAUCAGCCACUUAUCGUCAGAGAGGCGAACUUCGGGGAGGGGGAAAACUGGUGGUUGGUAACAGCCGCGGACAACUUAUCACAGAAGUUAAUGUGUGGGAUCGAGUUCUUAAUGAAAAAGAAAUCAAUCAAAAUCUGAAAAAGUGCGAUGCUGGUAAAGGCAAUAUAGUCCAGUGGCAUCAAGGCUUUGAAUACCUAAAAAAGAACAAGAAAAGGUACUCUAUUCCUUCGGUUUGUGAAGCCCCAGGUUCAAGUACUGGCCUGAGCCCAAAGGCUAGCAGAGGAUGA